CGGCACAGAAAAGCGGUACGUUCCUCACUGUUUUUGUGACGUUAGCGGCGUUAGGGCUGUGCACGCCAGUCAGCGCUGCUCGCAACAACUUUCUGCGGCACGAUGACGCCUUACCGAAGGGAUGCUCCUGGACCGGUGCAGUACUGGAAGUUUCGCAGGAGAAAAAGUCCGACGAGCUGCAGUGUAAAAUUAAAACUAUAACCAAGACCGAGAGUCUGCUGGCUAAUAUAAGUAGUUAUCAAAUUGAUAGGAUUAAAUCGCUGAAACUAGAGUGUAACGACAUAAUGUUCUUUGAAAGUUCCUUAGAAUCGACGACGACGCCCGGUAACUUUUUGGGAAACCUGAACGGUUUGCUGAGACUGUCGAUAGAUUAUUGCAAAAUUAAGUAUAUUCCUGCGAUGGCUUUUUCCAACAUGAAAGUACUGAAGAGCCUCUCGCUCAGCACUCACAAUGUGGACUGGUCUGUGAUGAACCUGGAACUGCACCCGGACAGCUUUCGAGGUCUGACCGAGCUUAAAGAGAUUCACCUGGCAGAUAAUAACAUAUGGAGUCUGCCAAACGAAGUAUUUUGCCCACUGUAUACUCUGAAAGUGCUCAAUCUGACCGGAAAUAGACUGAGUGAUAUUUCCCAGUUGGGUUUAUCUGACUGGGGCAAAGGUCCAAUAGCGCCUGGAAAGGCCUGCAACACUGGUUUAGAGGUUCUCGACUUGUCAGGAAAUGACAUCACCUUGAUGGCAGACAACGGACUGUCGGCAUUAAGAUCUUUGAAUGCACUUUACCUGCAGGAAAAUUUACUGAAGGAAAUUGCGGACCGAGCAUUCGUUGGUCUUGGUACGUUGGAGAUACUGAAUCUUUCCAACAACAAAUUGACAGCUCUCACGCCGGAAUUAUUUUUGUCGUCGAGGAAAAUUCGGCAAGUUCAUUUGCAAAACAAUUCUCUUUCGGUGCUGGCGCCAGGUGUGUUCGAAGGUCUUGACCGGCUGGAAUCACUGGACCUUUCCCGCAAUCAACUGACGUCGACGUGGGUCAAACGGGACACAUUUGCCGGUCAGGUGCGCCUAGUGGUGCUAAAUCUAGGCUACAACCACCUUUCGAAGGUAGAUCAGCACGUCUUUAAGGGCCUGUACAGUUUGCAGAUUUUGAAUUUGGAGCACAAUGUCAUAGAACUGAUUGCCGAUGGUGCAUUUAGCGAUUUGAAAAACCUGCAUGCCCUCUUCCUGUCGCACAACCGGCUGCGCCAGAUUGAGCCGUACCAUUUCAGCGAGCUGUACGUCCUCAAUCAGCUCAUACUGGAAUCGAAUCAGAUUGCGUACAUUCACGAGCGUGCCUUCGAAAAUCUGACCCACCUGCACGAUCUCAGUCUGAACGAUAACCGACUGGAGGAAAUUCCGUCCGGUAUGAAAAAUUUAAAAUUCCUGCAAUCGCUGGAUUUGGGCAAAAACCAGAUUACGGAAAUUAACAAUUCUUCCUUCGAGGGCUUGGAGGAAUUGAUGGGACUGCGGCUGGUCGACAAUCAGAUAACGGAGAUUUCCCGGGAUACCUUUUUUGCGUUAUCCACCAUUCGUGUGCUGAACCUGGCCAGCAAUCGGAUACGCCACGUGGACCAGUCGGCUUUCAGCUCUAAUCCUACGCUGCGUGCCAUACGGCUUGAUAGCAACGAGCUGGAGGAUGUGGCGGGCGUUUUCACUUCCCUCACGUCGCUCGUCUAUCUGAAUAUUUCCGACAACAACAUCGGAUGGUUCGAUUAUUCACACUACCCACAGUCCCUGGAGUGGUUGGAUAUACACAAGAAUAAUAUCUCCGAGCUGGGCAAUCGAUACGAUGUGGGAAACUGGUUCCAGCUGAAAAUGCUGGACGUUUCGCACAAUCGCAUCAAACACAUCAAUUCGAGCUCGUUCCCCAAAAACAUCGAAACAUUGCUACUAAAUAACAAUCUGAUAGAGGAGAUUACCCCGGAGACUUUUACCAACAAGGAGAACCUGGUGAAGGUGGUACUGUACGGUAAUCACUUGCGCCGGCUGGAAAUGUCCUCACUGGCGCUGACUCUUGUUCCGGACACUCGAACAAUGCCAGAGUUUUACAUCGGCGACAAUUUAGUGCACUGUGACUGCAGCAUGGAAUGGUUACAACGUAUCAACGAGUUGAGUUACCUUCGUCAGUACCCGCAGGUGAAGGAUUUAGAUUCGGUCAUGUGUACAAUGGAGCACAAACGGGGCGAGCUGGUACGGCCGCUGAUGGAAAUGAAGGCCAGUGAGUUUCUAUGCAAAUACGAGAGCCAUUGUUUUGCUACGUGCCAUUGCUGUGAUUUUGAUGCAUGUGACUGCAAGAUGACAUGUCCGGAUCGAUGCAAUUGUUACCAUGACACGGCCUGGGAAUCAAACAUUGUGGACUGUGGCAGUGCCGGGCUGACAUCCGUUCCGGCGAAAAUCCCUAUGGAUGCCACCGAUAUCUAUCUCGAUGGGAACAACUUUGGUCAGCUGGAAAGUCAUGUUUUCAUUGGCAAAAAGAAGCUCAAGUCCCUGUAUCUGAACAACAGUCACAUUGCUGCGGUGAAUAAUAAGACCUUCGGAGGCAUCCCGGCCCUUACGGUUUUGCAUCUGGAGCACAACGGGCUGCAGGAAAUAGGUGGUGCCGAGUUUGAAUCAUUACGAGAGCUGAAGGAGCUCUAUCUGGAGCACAAUGCCAUCAGUUCGAUCGGAAACAAAUCGUUCUAUUAUCAGAAAGCAUUAGAAGUGCUUACGAUUAGUGACAAUAAACUCGGUGAGUUGAAGCCCUGGGAGGUGAUGCCACUAGGCGGCACGUUCCGGCUAAUCUCGUUAAGUGGUAAUAAACUGGGUUGUGCUUGCGAGUCGCUUGGCAAGCUGAUGGAGUGGGCCGAACGCCAAUUCAACGACACGAAUGGGCUAAGUGAAUUCCAGUGUUCGAAUAAUAAAUUACUAAAGGACGCGAUAAAGGAAUGCGAAAGCCACAAGAGCGCCCCGAUUGCGACGCCGACCGUGCAAAGGACGAUUAUCGAUAAUGAUUUUAUAGACUACUUGCCACUGUUGAUUGCCGUGCUAGCCGGACUGGUGCUGACGAUUCUGAUUGUGACGCUGGUAUUCAUCUUUCGGAAUGACGUUUGCCUGUGGGCCCACUCCCGGUACGGGGUGCGCAUCUGCAAGGACCCGCUCAGUGCGAUGGAGCGGUGCGAAGAUAAUGAGAAACUGUACGAUGGCUAUCUUAUCUACAGCGCUGCCGAUGCCGAUACGGUAACUAGUCAGAUAGCACAAGAAUUAGAACAUAAUGGUUAUGCGCUUUGUCUGCACUAUCGGGACAUUCAUUCGGCUGCUUUUCUGUCGGACUCGUUGCAAAGUGCCGCGGAUGCGUCCCGUAAGCUAAUACUGUUUGUUAGUGUAAAAUUCAUGCAGCACGAGUGGUCUCAGCCGGAAUUUCGAGCGGGACUGCAGGCCGUCCUCGAACUGAUCCGGCCGUCUCGGCGAAAGCAGAAACUCAUUCUGAUCACAUCGGUCCCGCACUCGAUGCUGGCGAUGGAUCCUAUCAUGGACAUUCUCACGCGAACCUGCACCGUUAUCUCGUGGGACGAUCGUCGUUUCUGGGACAAGCUUCGCUUCUCCAUGCCGGAUAUUGGCAAAAAUUCUCCUGUAAAUAAAGCCCCCCAUCGGAAGGCCAUCAACAUCCGGUACACGCCUGCCCCAACCAAUCCUACGGCCCCGAUUGCCACGUGGCCCAAGCGGCUUAACUCGGAGGUAUGCGUCCAGUACCCUCCGCAGCCGCCUCGCUCGCCGAACCACAGUACUUACAACACCGAAGACGACCAUUCGAAUGCUUCCUCGCCGCAGUACGAAGCACCGUCGCUACAUCACGCAGGAGGUCACGCAAUGGCGGCCACCCCUUUUCAUCAGCACCACCAUCACCACGGCCAUCCGGCAGCGAUGCCUCAUCCGUCGGCGCCACAUCACAUUCCACUGCAGUCUACGCAGUCCAACCAGUCGCCACACCUGCAAACCUAUCCCCAUCCUAUGCAUAAUCAUAGCGGUGGCAACAAUAUGGGAGCUCCCGUGGGGUACUACCGUGCCAGUAAGCCCAACAGCGGAACCAGCACCAUGGGCCAUGUAUAUUCCACCAUUCCGGAGCCGCAGUACAACACGCAUCACCCCAGCAAUCGCAACGAUAGUAAUCGACCGUACUUUGUGUAAUAUUUACUCUACUUUUAGUCCGUUUUAAGAAAUCUACUUUUUCGCGCUCUCUCUCUCUCUCCGUCAUACAUACUCAUUUACUCAUUCGUACUCGCUUCAAUAGUCCUAUCUUAAAAAAACGUGAAAAAAAUGUGUAUAAAAAUUGUUUACUAUUCUGUAGGCUAGGUCAAACAAUAACGAAAACAAGGAAAGACUUAUUUGAUUAGAAACCCACUCUCGCUGGAUCUUAAUCUCUCUUUCUCACAGGCCUUCCAUCCUAGUCAGUCACGCACGCAUUACCGCGCCAUCUAUUGAUCGCCAGUAUGAUGGUGUGAGCCAAUUCGUAAAACCGCUCGCUCGUUCGCUGAGGCUGAGCUUAUUUCCCACAUCCGCAGCGGAGGCCGCCCUGCGUGAUGAGCUGCUGCUGCUGCUGCUUGCAUUUCGUAAUGCUUUUUCAUCGUAAUAAUCGGAAUGAUUGUUGAUUUGUUUUAAUUGAAAGUGACCGCCUUCGGUGGGACGUUC
Messenger RNA from Sabethes cyaneus, 4697 nucleotides. Its product is annotated as toll-like receptor 6. The transcript has a single exon. The coding region runs from base 285 to 4196 and encodes 1303 amino acids. Gene Ontology annotation, molecular function: protein binding. Gene Ontology annotation, biological process: signal transduction. Lineage: Eukaryota; Metazoa; Arthropoda; Insecta; Diptera; Culicidae. The record is from RefSeq and is a predicted model, not a curated record.